AUGUGCGUCAAGGAUUUGAGCUUACCGGGAACUCGUUGCAGCAGUGCCUCAACCUAUUGGAUCAACGAUGUCGCGAACAUUGACGUUGAGCCGGAAAUCAGGGACAAGAAGCUGAAGUCAAGGUUGCUCAGCAUGCACAAGUGCCACAAAGACAGUAUUCGCACUCAACUGCAAAACGGCGUUCGACUGCUCGACCUACGAUGUGACGGAGAACGCAGGCUACGACACGGCCCCCUGGUUCUUGAAAAGCAACUCGACGACGUACUUGAUCAUGUCAGGGACUUCUUGAAAGAGAAUAAGGAUGAAACGGUCAUGAUCAUGCUCAGUUUCUCAUCCGCGUCCGCGACGUAUGACGCCGACAAGCAUUGGUCCGAGGGUUACAGCAUCAAUUACGACGAUGUGCCGGUGAACUUCAACAAAGACUUCAAGAGGGACAUGAAGAAAGAAAAGCUCUUGUACACGGGUAAAGAAUGGCCUCUUCUUCGCGAUGUUCGCGGAAAGGCUGUCAUCUUUCGUGGGUGGGACGUGGAUUCUGAAGAAGACCGAUGGGGAUUGGAAUGCCGGUUGCCAGUUUGGGUGGCCGCGCGCAGUUCCACAUCAUCCAUCAAGGCCGGCGAUCUUGCCGCUCAGAGAUGGGAAGACCUGGCAGGAGACUUCAGCAGCCGAGAAUCCCUCAAAUCGAUCGUGCUGGCAGCUUGUCUGCAUCAUGAUCCGACAGAUGAAGCGGGUUGGGUUUCUCCAUUACAGACGGCCCCCAUUCUCCAGAAUAAGGCAGAGGAACACCUCAAAAAAUCUACGAGGAAGAUGAAGCAUUUGUGGGUGUAUGGCGAUGAUAUGAAGGAGAAGACGAACAUGGCCAUUGCAAAGUUGAACUUUUGGGGUUCAGAUGACGAGGGACCCAGUCGGCCACCGCCGGUGACAUUUCAUUCGGCACCUACAAAAUUGAUCACUCCCAAGUGA
Colletotrichum fioriniae is the source of this 960-nucleotide messenger RNA. RefSeq lists its product as uncharacterized. Gene Ontology annotation, molecular function: phosphoric diester hydrolase activity. Lineage: Eukaryota; Fungi; Ascomycota; Sordariomycetes; Glomerellales; Glomerellaceae. Gene Ontology annotation, biological process: lipid metabolic process. The record is from RefSeq and is a predicted model, not a curated record.